GUUGAAGAAGAGGAAGGAGCGGUUGUAAGCAUAAGCAUCUAGUGUAAUAGGAGGAGAUCAAGAUCAAGAAGAUCGAUCAAUGGCGUCGAAUCUGAGUCCUGCGUUCGCAUACACGGUUCUGUACGUGAAAGACGUAGCAAAGUCCGUAGCCUUCUAUUCGAAAGCAUUCGGCUACACUGUUCGUCGCUUAGACGAGUCACACAGAUGGGGAGAGUUGGAGAGUGGAAACACAACAAUAGCAUUCACGCCACUGCACCAACACGAGACCGAUGAUUUGACUGGAUCCGUCCAAGCGUCUCGAUCCGGCCAUGAAAGGCCACCUCUCGAGGUUUGCUUUGUUUACUCUGACGUUGAUGCCGCUUUCAAGUGGGCGGUGGAGAACGGAGCGGAGGCGGUGAGCAAGCCAGAGGUGAAGGAAUGGGGACAGAAGGUUGGGUACGUCAGAGACAGAGACGGCAUCGUCAUCAGAAUGGGUAGUCAUGUCAAGCCACCGAAACAGGAUUAAUUACAUCAUUCAUCAACCUCCAUGCCCACCAUCACCAUAUAUGAUAUGCUUUUCAUUUAGGACUCUAUUGUAAUCAUAAAUACAACCCGUCACUUAAACUUAAUUAGCUGCCAAUAAUAAAUGAAUUUACUA
This is a messenger RNA of Arachis duranensis, 637 nucleotides long. RefSeq lists its product as uncharacterized. The record is from RefSeq and is a predicted model, not a curated record. The coding region runs from base 80 to 505 and encodes 141 amino acids. The transcript is spliced from 3 exons. NCBI's taxonomy places the organism in Eukaryota, Viridiplantae, Streptophyta, Magnoliopsida, Fabales, Fabaceae.